AUGACAAAGAAAAUUAGAGGAUCGGGUACAAAGAAAGUAAUAAUCAGUGAUGAUGCCAAGACAUAUAUGAAUGAAAUAAAGGUUACAUUUAAAGAUGAGAAGCAUAAGUACCAUGAAUUUUUGAUAAUUAUGAAAGAUUUUCAGAUAAGAAGAAUUGAUAUACAAGGUGUGAUGACAAGAGUGAAGAAGUUGUUUAAACAACACAAAGAAUUAUUAUUAAAAUUUAAUAAUUUUUUGCCUGAUGGAUUGGAAAUCAAACCUCCAACAAAAGAGACAAAAAUACUUGAAGUGAAUAAAGAAAAAGCUGAAAAAUAUUUAGACAAAGUGAAGACACGAUUUCGACGUCAACCUUGUAUAUACAAUUCAUUUCUAGACAUAAUGAGUAUGUACAAAAACAACAAUAUAAGCCUUAAGGAGAUGUGCGAAAUGGUUUUUUCACUUUUUGAACACCACCCUGAUCUUGUCAAUGGAUUUAUUAAUUUUCUUCCAUGA
Vicia faba (fava bean) is the source of this 492-nucleotide messenger RNA. NCBI's taxonomy places the organism in Eukaryota, Viridiplantae, Streptophyta, Magnoliopsida, Fabales, Fabaceae. The record is from the annotation of a GenBank genome assembly.